Messenger RNA from Arabis nemorensis, 837 nucleotides. NCBI's taxonomy places the organism in Eukaryota, Viridiplantae, Streptophyta, Magnoliopsida, Brassicales, Brassicaceae. The record is from the annotation of a GenBank genome assembly.
AUGGAGAUUUCUGCGUCUGCUUCUCUAUCUUCCUCUGGAUUCGUUCCUCGUCUUCUUCCAUUGUUCUAUCCUCAAAUUCAAACUACUACUUCCUCCAAACCUUUACCGUCUUCUUCCUCCGUUAGACUCAUUUCUUCUCACAGACGUACAGCUCCGUCUCGGUGUCUCUCCGAUCAGUCUGCGUUUACCGGGACCAAUGUUCUUGAUUCGGAUCCCAUUGAUGUUGUUAAGAGGAAAGCUAUGGACAUAGCCCCUGAACUCAAAGGAGCUUCAAUAUUUCUGGUUGGGAUUAAUAACCCCAUUAAAACAAAGUUGGGGAAGCUUUUGGCUGACUCAUUACGAUAUUACUACUUUGAUAGUGAUAAUUUGAUCGCAGAGGCGGCUGGUGGAAAUGUGUCUGCUCAAGCUUUAAAGGAAGCUGAUGAGAAGGCUUUUCAGGAAUCAGAGACUGAAGUGCUAAAGCAGCUAUCAUCUAUGGGUCGGCUUGUCGUUUGUGCUGGAGAUGGUGCGGUCCAGAGCUUGACAAAUCUUGCACUUUUAAGACACGGGAUCUCCAUAUGGAUCGAUGUUCCUGUGGAUAUCGCAGCUAAAGGAGAUUCAUUAAACUCAGAACUUUCCCCUGAGUUGUUUGAAGCGCUAAAAGCGAGUUACGAGAAAUCAAGAAAGGGUUACGAUACAGCAGAUGUAUCCAUUUCCCUUGAAAGAAUAGCUACAAAGCUGGAAUGUGAAGACUUGGAAACAGUAACAUCUCAAGACAUUGCUCUGGAGGUCUUGAAAGAAAUCGAGAAGUUGACCAGAGUGAAGAAAAUGAUGGAAGAAGCUUCUCGACCUUUCUAG